Molecule: messenger RNA, 1230 nt
Organism: Papaver somniferum (opium poppy)
Lineage: Eukaryota; Viridiplantae; Streptophyta; Magnoliopsida; Ranunculales; Papaveraceae
Product: protein FAR1-RELATED SEQUENCE 5-like
Exons: 3
Coding region: 1-1230 (409 amino acids)
Biological process (GO): regulation of DNA-templated transcription
Source: RefSeq, a predicted model, not a curated record
AUGUGUGAUACAAAUUCGAGUGAGGAAGGUGAAUCUUCAUCACGUAAAGAUAAGAAAAUACGUAUCAAUUACGAUGGAGAUCCAGACAUGGCUUAUUUGUUGGAUUAUGAAAAUGAUUUUACCCAAAGUCAACUUUUUUCUCAAGCUCAAGAUGAUGCCUUUAUGGAGCCAAAUCCCGAAGAUGAGUACAUGGAUGAGGAACUCAAUGCUAAUAAUACCCAGACGUGGAAAACUAAAGAAGAAGCUGUUAAAUGGGUUAAGGAACAUGCUUGGAAAAUCAAUUGCGUCCUAGUUAAAGGUAGACAAAGCCGAAAGGAGCGGGUUGAGAUGAUUUGUGAGAGGGUUGGGGAGAAAGUAAGCAAGAAGAAAAAAGAUAUGGAUUUCCGUUAUAACCACCCACGUCCAAAGGAUCUUCAUGGACAUUAUAGAGACGGAAGACUCAAAGCUCAUGAAUAUGUGGAGGUAGAUAAAAUGACACGAGCACGUAUGGCACCCUCUAAAAUUCUUAGCAAGUUGAAGGCGGAUGAUAAGAAUAACAAGACUACGUUUCAACAAAUCUAUAACUCGAGAAAUACUUUGAGAAGAAAGGAUUUGCAAGGUAGGUUGGUGAUGCAACAAUUAUUUUGGUUGGCACAAAAGAAGAACUAUGCUUUCCAAAAGAAAUUGGAUGAAUUCGGCCAUGUGACGCACCUUUUUAUUGCCCAUCCGGAAUGCGUAAAGUUGGCGUUAUGCUUCCCACAAGUUCUCAUAUUGGAUUGCACUUACAAGACCAAUAAGUAUGAGAUUCCAUUGAUGAACGUUGUUGGUCAUAUGUCAACCAAGUCACCUUUCACCAUUGCUUUUUGUUUUUUGCAUGAUGAGUUGAAAGAAAGCUAUGUUUGGGCAUUGGAACAAGUGAAGUUAAUCAUCCGGGAGGAUGCUCUUCCAAAGGUCAUGUUAACCGACCAAGAGGCGGCAUUGAUGUUUGCUAUAAGGAAGGUAUUUCCGAACGCGCAAAACUUUCUUUGUACCUUUCAUGUAUGGAAUAAUGUUAGGAAGAAAUGCCAAGGGAUAAUCCAACCGCUCAAGUUGAAAGAGCUAGAGAAGAUUGCUACAUUACCGGAUGGAGAACGAGAAGUGAAGAAAAAAGAAUUCAAGAAAGCAUAUGAGGCUAAUGAAAGUAUGUGUGCAUGUUUCUCCAAUGAAUGGGAUGCUUUGACUUGGUCCAUCACCAAAGAAGUGUAUGAAUAA